AUCAUUUAACUUUUGAGUGGCACAAAAGAGUAGUCAAUUGGGAUUAAUAACAAAAAAAGGCUACCCCAAUUACAAUUUCACACUUCAACAGAGCUGUACAAAAGAUUAAUAGGAGAGUAAUCAGGAUUUGGUAAACAAGUCAAUCAGCUACAGAAUAGAGUCAUUUACCACCACUUAUCAAAAUCUGAUUAAACUCUUUAUUCGUAGUCUACUGUCUACUACUACAAUUGUUCCUACUCAAACCACCCACGUAUCCACAACCUACCCAAAACAAAACAUACCCAAAAAAAAAUGAGUAAAAGUUCAGAUAUGGUGCUGACAGCAUCAGCACUUUUAGCAUUAUCAACACUAAUAGCUCUUUAUCUUCCUCCAUUGUUAUCUCCUCUUCCAUUAUCAGCUUUUCCCACAGAUUCCCAUAACCUUCUUCAUCUUUCUGAGAAUAUUUCAUUGCCCUCUGCCUUUGGACCUGAGAGCUUGGCUUUUGAUCCUUCUGGUGUGGGUCCUUAUACUGGUGUUGCUGAUGGGAGGAUUCUUAAGUGGGAUUCUGCUUCCUCUUCUUGGGUUCCUUUUGCUUUCACCUCUUCUUCUAGAAAGGAGUGUACGCGCCCAUUUGCACCAGAACUGGAACAUUUAUGUGGACGACCAUUAGGUCUAAGAUUUGAGCAGAAAAGCGGAGAUCUUUAUAUUGCUGAUGCUUACCUAGGUCUUCAUAGAGUCGGGUCUGAAGGAGGUUUGGCCUCGUUGGUGGUGGAUGAGGCUGAAGGCGAGCCCCUUUACUUCACCAAUGACAUGGAUAUUGAUGAAGAAGAGGAUAUCAUCUACUUCACUGAUUCGAGCACGAAACUUCGUAGAAGGCAUUUCAUGCAUUCAAUUCUAAGCGGAGAUACGACAGGAAGAUUCAUCAAGUAUAACAAAUCAACCAAACAAACAACUGUCCUAGUCCGCGAUCUUGCCUUUGCAAACGGAGUGGCCUUAAGCCAAGACCGUUCAUUUGUGCUCGUAGCAGAAACUAGAGCGUGUAGGAUCUUAAGGCUGUGGCUUAAGGGUCCCAAUGCAGGUCGACUUGACACUUUCAUCGAGUUGCCUGGCUAUCCCGACAAUGUAAGGAGAAACCAAAACGGUGAGUUUUGGGUUGCAAUUCAUGCUAAGAAAACCGUUUUGGCUGAUUGGAUGCUUAGAAACAUUUGGUUCAGGAACGCGCUGAUUAAGGUCCCGCCUAGUGUUGUACAAAAACUACACGCUUUGUUUGUCGGAGGGCACCAUGCGAUUGCAGUGAAAUUGAGUGAACGAGGACAAGUGAUUAAAGUUUUGGAAGAUGCUCAAGGGAAGAAAGUGAGGUAUGCUAGUGAAGUAGAUGAGAGGAAUGGAAAGUUGUGGAUUGGUUCUGUUAUGAUGCCUUCUAUUUGGGUUUACAAUGUGGAUCAGUAAUAAGUAUUAGGCCAUGUAGUUUAUGUGCAUAUGUAAUAAUCUAGAAUGGGAGAUUGUACCACUAAUAUGGCCCGGAAUAGUACUGAUUUAUAGUUUUUUGGUUUCGGUUUAUAAUGGACUAAAUUUAGAUAGAUUAUUCAAUCAUAUGUCCUUUUUAUUCAUGUGAAAUAGAAAAUGCUAUUUGCUAA
Messenger RNA from Amaranthus tricolor (Joseph's coat), 1616 nucleotides. RefSeq names its product protein STRICTOSIDINE SYNTHASE-LIKE 10-like. Gene Ontology annotation, biological process: biosynthetic process. The transcript is spliced from 3 exons. The record is from RefSeq and is a predicted model, not a curated record. The coding region runs from base 292 to 1428 and encodes 378 amino acids. NCBI's taxonomy places the organism in Eukaryota, Viridiplantae, Streptophyta, Magnoliopsida, Caryophyllales, Amaranthaceae. Gene Ontology annotation, molecular function: strictosidine synthase activity.